CAAAACCGCUGUCAUAACUAACAAAACGGCCACCCCAUCCCACCCACACACCCAACAAGUUUUUCCCCACAUUCUCAAAUAUAUCUCUCUCUUUUUCUUUUUUUCUCUUUCAUUUUUUAAUGCUGACAACUUCUUCUCACCGCUCUCUCCCGCCGUCGUAUACCUGACGAUCGAGAGAGAGCUAGAGAAAGAAGAGAGAAGAGAAAGAAAGAGAAAAGAGAGAUAAAAAAAAAUAUUAUUAAAAAUCGCCACCACACGCCGCCGCCGUAUCCAUUCAUCCCACGUGGCGAUAAUGGGUCACCCAACUCGCCGCGAAACUCUCUCCGGAUCUUACCCCGCCAUGUCAAGAUCUAAUAACCUAACUGGACCACCAGUUAUGGCGGCGGAUUCAGAUCUCGUCUGGCCGUUCGGAAAACUCCACGGUAUAGACCGUGACGAUGUCCGAGAGACGGCUUACGAGAUCUUCUUCACCGCUUGCCGGUCUUCUCCCGGCUUUGGCGGCCGGAACGCCUUGAAUUUUUACUCAAACAAUGACAAUAACAAUAAUAAUAAUGGGAUGAGCAGUAACAAUAAUAAUGGGGAUGGGCAUAAUGGUAAUUGUGUGAAUGGGCCUGGGCUUGGGGGUGGGCCUAAGCAGAGUGGGCAUGUGGUGACGACUCCAACGAGUCGGGUUAAGCGGGCUUUGGGGUUGAAGAUGAUAAAGCGGUCGCCGUCGAGGAGGAUGGUUUCAGGGUCGUCGAAUCCGUCGUCUCCUGGGUCAACGGUCAACGCUGGUGGGUCGCCGGGAAUGUCUUUCACGGUGCCUCAGCUGGGAAGAGCGAGGAGGCCGAUGACUUCGGCUGAGAUUAUGAGGCAGCAAAUGCGGGUCACCGAGCAGAGUGAUAAUAGGCUCCGAAAAACUCUCAUGAGAACUCUCGUAGGCCAAAUGGGUAGGCGAGCAGAGACGAUAAUUCUUCCGUUAGAGCUUCUCCGCCAUUUAAAACCAUCGGAAUUCAACGACUCCCACGAAUACCACCUUUGGCAAAAACGACAACUCAAAAUCCUCGAAGCAGGUCUCCUACUCCACCCAUCAAUCCCACUCGAAAAGCCCAACACUUUCGCCACGCGCCUCCGGGACAUCAUACGCGCCGGCGAGUCAAAACCUAUAGACACCGGCAAAAACUCCGACACAAUGAGAACCCUCUGCAACUCCGUCGUCUCGCUUUCUUGGCGGAGCCCCAACGGGUCAACACCCACCGACGUUUGUCACUGGGCCGACGGGUUCCCGGUCAACGUCCACGUCUACGUGGCACUCCUUCAGUCAAUCUUCGACGUGAGAGAUGAGACUUUAGUCCUUGAUGAGGUGGACGAGCUUUUGGAGUUAAUGAAGAAGACUUGGUCAACGCUUGGUAUCACGCGCCAAAUCCACAACGUGUGUUUCACGUGGGUAUUGUUUCACCAAUACGUGGCAACGGCUAUGGUGGAGCAGGAUCUGCUGUAUGCGUCUCACACUAUGUUGGCUGAGGUGGCAAGCGACGCUAAAAAGCUGGAUAGGGAUGUAGUUUGGGCCAAGAUAUUGUCUUCUGUGUUGGGCUCGAUUUUGGGCUGGGCCGAAAAGAGAAUGCUUCGUUACCAUGAUUAUUUCUUGAAAGGUAAUGUUUCUCAGAUUGAGAAUCUUUUGCCUUUGGCUUUGUCUGCUUCGAGAAUUUUGGGAGAGGAUUUUACAAUCACUGAAGGUGGGAGUGGUAGUAAAGGGAAAGAUAAGAGAGACAUGACUGUGGUGGUCGUCGAUUCAUCUCGAGAUCGUGUUGAUCAUUACAUUAGAUCUUCAGUCAAGAAUGCUUUUGCAAAGAUAAUUGAACAUGCAAAUUCCAAAGAAGUAAAAGAAGAGGAAGCAAGUGAAGCUCUACUUCAAUUAGCGAAAGAAACAGAGGAGUUGGCCUUGAAAGAGAGGGAAGGUUUCAGCCCCAUACUAAAGAGAUGGCACUCGACGGCGGUGGGAGUUGCGGCGGUGACCCUUCACAGCUGUUAUGGAGCUGUUUUGAAGCAGUACUUAAGUGGGGUGUCAACACUAUCAUGUGAGACAGUUGGAGUGCUUCAAAGGGCUGGGAAAUUAGAAAAGAUGUUAGUUCAAAUGGUUGUCGAAGACUCUGUUGACUGUGAUGAUGGUGGCAAAUCUAUUGUUAGGGAAAUGGUUCCUUAUGAAGUUGAUUAUGUUAUAUUGAACCUUUUGAAGAAGUGGAUUCAUGAGAAAUUGGCCAAAGGACAUGAAUGUCUUACUAGAGCUAAAGAAACUGAAACAUGGAAUCCAAAGUCCAAAUCUGAGCCAUAUGCACAAUCAGCUGUGGAGCUAACGAGGUUGGCUAAGGAAACAGUAGAAGAGUUCUUUGAAAUUCCUAUUGGAAUUACUGAAGAUUUAGUUCAAGAUCUUGCUGAUGGUUUGGAGAAUCUCUUCCAAGACUAUACUACGUUUGUUGCCUCAUGUGGUUCGAAACAAAGCUAUGUACCAACACUACCUCCUCUAACUAGAUGCAAUAGAGACUCAAAGUUCCUCAAACUAUGGAAGAAAGCAAGUCCAUGUGGUACAAAUCUAGAAGAAUCAUACCAAAAUGGUAUCACAAAUGAAGGACACCAUCCACGCCAAUCAACAAGUAGGGGAACACAACGCCUUUAUAUAAGACUCAACACCUUACACUAUCUCCUUACACACAUCAACUCCUUAGACAAAUCACUCUCCAUGUCCCCAAGAAUCAUUCCCUCAACCCGAAAUCGCUUUACCAAUACUCGAAAAGCACAAGAAAACUCCUCCUCUUCUAAUACUACUCCCUCUUCAUCCUACUCUUACUUCGAAAGGGCACACUCGUCGAUCCAAUCGGCCGGACAACACGUCUCUGAAGUCGCGGCAUACAGACUCAUCUUCCUUGACUCCAACUCAGUCUUCUACGAAAGUCUUUACGUUGAUGAUGUCGCGAAUGCAAGGAUUCGUCCGGCUCUCAGAACCCUAAAACAAAACCUAACCCUAAUGAGCGCUAUGCUCACUGACCGGGCUCAAGCCCUGGCCAUGAGAGAAGUCAUGAAGGCCUCGUUCGAGGCCUUCCUGAUGGUCUUGUUGGCCGGAGGAAGCUCUAGGGUUUUCCUCCGGUCUGAUCAGGAAAUGAUAGAGGAGGAUUUUGAGAGCUUGAAGAGGGUCUUCUGCACGAGUGGAGGAGGCGAAGGGUUGAUCACGGAGGGAGUGGUGGAAAGGGAGGCGGAGACGGUGGAAGGAGUGAUAGGUUUGAUGGGGCAAUGCACUGAGCAACUCAUGGAAGAUUUCAGUAUCAUAACAUGUGAAACUAGUGGAAUAGGAGUUGUAAUGAGUAGUAGUAACAACAAUGGUUCUGGUAAUACUGGACUUGUACAAAAGCUUCCUAUGCCUCCCACCACCGGAAGGUGGCAUAGGUCCGAUCCAAACACGAUAUUAAGAGUUUUGUGUCACAGGAAUGAUCGAACGGCCAAUCAGUUCUUGAAAAGGAAUUUCCAGCUAGCCAAGAGGAGAUGAUGAUGAUGAUUGAAUUAAAGUUGAAAAUUGUUCAUAACAUGAUUUUUUUUCCCUUUUAAUUUAUUUUUUUGGUUCAGUAAUGUUUGGAUCAUGGGAAUAUAAUUGUAUAUUGGUGUGUAUUUCAUUUAUUUGUAUCGAUCAUAUUGUAACAAAUUCCGAAGGAAAUCGAGGUGGGCAUUUUUUUUUUGUAUGGGAUAAUAAGUUUGAGUGUUUAAUUUGGUACAUUGUAAAGGUAUAUAUCUCAACAAAA
This is a messenger RNA of Cannabis sativa, 3767 nucleotides long. RefSeq names its product protein unc-13 homolog. The coding region runs from base 293 to 3517 and encodes 1074 amino acids. The transcript is spliced from 5 exons. Lineage: Eukaryota; Viridiplantae; Streptophyta; Magnoliopsida; Rosales; Cannabaceae. The record is from RefSeq and is a predicted model, not a curated record.